Messenger RNA from Acanthopagrus latus (yellowfin seabream), 5236 nucleotides. It is a transcript of the gene amer2, whose product is annotated as APC membrane recruitment protein 2. The transcript has a single exon. Gene Ontology annotation, biological process: regulation of canonical Wnt signaling pathway. The coding region runs from base 162 to 2225 and encodes 687 amino acids. Gene Ontology annotation, cellular component: plasma membrane. Gene Ontology annotation, molecular function: beta-catenin binding; phosphatidylinositol-4,5-bisphosphate binding. The record is from RefSeq and is a predicted model, not a curated record. NCBI's taxonomy places the organism in Eukaryota, Metazoa, Chordata, Actinopteri, Spariformes, Sparidae.
GAAAGAGCACCAGACAGAAGGGUGUAGAGAGAGAGAGACAGAGAGAGAGAGAGAGAGCGGGGGUCAGUGUAUGUGUGGCCAGAGAGAGAGAGAGAGAGGACAGAAAGGCAGCUGGAGAGCUUGAGGGAGACGAUAGAGUGGGAGCGAUAGAGUGCAAGAUAAUGGAGGUGCAGUCGGAGUGUGUGGAGCCUCCUGUGGCCCCUCAGUGUGACCCCCAGCCCACAGGGAAGAUCAACAAAGCUGCCUUCAAACUCUUCGGAAAGCGGCGCACUGGCUCGGGAAUGGCCAGCUUCUUCUCCUUCAGGAACAAAGGGGCUACAAACAGCGGGAACAACGGGAAUUCUGACAAUGGGAAUUCUUUGAACGGAAACAGCUCGGCGUCAGUGGAACUCGUUAGGAGUAAAACCCACGAUGGACUAACGGGCUCGAACAACGAUGCUGAUGGACGGAGAGGGGAGGGGCUUGCCAGCCUGGAGACGGGACCAGUGAGGUCUCUCAGCAAAUCGCUGAGUUUCUUCUCUCUACUUCGGCGUGGGAGUUUUAGGUCUAGUGAAAAUGGAGGGGCGGGACUUGUUCGGAGAGGGAGGGGCCUGAAGGGCUUUUUCAGCAGCAUGCGAUGGAGACGCAAGGAAAAAACAAACGAGGGAGAAGGGGAGGAAGUGGAGAGGAAGAGGGAGAAGGAUGGGGAUGUUGCUGAUUCUGAAAAGGUAAAGGAUAUUACGCUCACCCUUGAACCCCCUCCGCAUCAUCACCAAGAGGAUUGUGGGAAUGCAGAGACAGAACCUAACCUAGAGACUCCCACUACUAGUGCUACCAUGACACCCCCACACUGUGUUGCCAUGCCAGGGCCAUCUGGUGAGCCAGACUCCCCCUUUCCUUACACUCCCACUGACUCGCCUCUGCGCCCUCCCAUCCAAAAAGCCAAAGCUUCAAUUUCCAGCCUCACUCCCUCCCUCGCUACGCCCCCUUUGGAUCGCUGCAGCACAGGCGACCCACCUUCGGAGCCCUCGGUGGAUCGCCUCUGCUCUCUCCUCUUCACUGACGUCACAUCCCUUAAGAGCUUUGAUUCACUGACGGGCUGCGGUGACAUUAUUGCUGACGCAGACGAGGAGGGGCCAGUGGGUAAUGGGGGCAGUGGCACCAGCAGCAGCAGCAGUGGCGGGGGAGGAGGCAGUGUGGGAGCGAGUGCUGGCAGAGCAGUUGGCAUCACCAGUGCCAUGACUCGUGGCUCCCCGGCCAAAACCUCUCUACCUUCCCAGCUGACCCAGCCCAUGUUUUCUGUUUCCACAAGCUCAGUGCCUUCCUCCCUCCCAGCCCGGGCCCGGGCACCGCCUCCACCGCAGCAGCACCCUGCAGGUAGUGGUGUGGUGGCCUACAUGGGUGGAGGGGAAGAAAUGGCCAGUCCAGAAGGAGUGGAUGAUGCAGAUAUGCAGGGGCUUUGGCACAUGCUGCCCUCUACAGGUGACAACUCCCCUGCCUUGCCCCGAUUGCACCAACCUCCCUCCUCCACCCCCACUUCCACUUAUCCCCCACGCGCCACCUCCAGCCUCGUGAGCAGCCACCUGCCCUCAGCCCCCAGGAGUGCAGACCGAAAGGUGCCCCAGGUGAAGGCACUGGGACUCAGUAAGAUUCCAGUAGUUGGCGGGGCAGGAAGUCGGACGGCUAAACCCCCUCUCCCUCACACACAUGGCCGCCUUCCCACCUCCCCUGGUGAAAAAGAGCCGCUUAGUGAUGAGGGCUACUGGGACACUCCCUCAGCAACACCCACGGCAACACCCGAUGAGAGCGGGCUGCAGCGUAACGAGAGGAUGGCCCUGUCACGCGACAGUUGCUCUGGAGACCACCUGUACGACCUCUACAAUGACCCUGAAGGAGAGGAUGAAGAGCAGGAGGACGAUCGACACACUACUCCCUCUCCAUCCACUGAAUACAAACUGAGCCCAACUUCCCAAACAACUCCUCCCUCCUCCUCCUCGUCUUCCUCCUUCCGAUCGAUGAAAGGCAGCACUAGCCUUCCUCGGGAGUCGAAGAUCCCAGUAAGCAGUAGUAAAACGCCACCCCCCCACUCUGCAAGCCAGUCAGCGCUCUCCUCUGUUCUGGAGGCCGAGUCCCCUCCACCAAAGACUGACGCGCCUCCCCCAGCUCGCACCAGGAUCCCUGUAUCAAAGGUGCCCGUUCGUCGCUCUGGAAACAAACCUGGCAGAGGAACAGCCCACAAGAAGUAGUUUCUCUCAGAUGGGCAGUUCCCUCCUUCUAACUUAUGGACUUGAGUGUACAUCACUUUGAUGCUGUUUAUGCAGAGCCAAAAGUUUUCCCAGACCAAGAAAAAUGUUGAGCCGUAGAGUUAACAGCCUAUAAAUUCCUCUCAAAUCUUAAAAGCUCUCAUUCCUUAAGUGUUUUGGCUUACGACAGGCUAGAAUAGAAUAAGUGGGUUUGUUCACUCGAGAAAGUCACGAGGAGACUCCAAAAAGCUGGGUUAACACUUCGCAGCUCUCACUGGAACUUUGGAGGCUGACUCUUGACAAUCCAUGGACUCGCAAUAGACACAUUUGCCUUGUACCUUCUCCUGGAAAAAAGCCCCUGACCCGCUGAGGGUUUUGACAGCUCAUGAUUGCACACUGCGAAAGAAAGAAAAAGCAGAGCACCUUUGUAUCUUUUACAUUUUUUCUUAUGGAAUUCCACAUGGCAUAACAUGAUUUGCUGAUAAGGACCUAAACUAAUCAGUGGGUUCCCCCCCCCCCCCCGAGUUUGUCAUUUUGUCUAAUCUGUAACAAAUUACCUCCUAAUCCUUUGAUUUUAGAGCCAAAGUAAAAAAAAAAAAAAAAAGAAAAAGAAAAAGAAAAAAUGAAAACCUUCAUUUCAAAGCCUCUAAUAUCUUGAACAGACUCAACAGUAUCCUGGAAUAACCCAACGUUUUGGUUCGGCUGUUUUCUGUUUUGCUCUUUGAAGUUGGUCUUCUUCCGACCGUUCACUGAUUAUUAAACUGUAUGUGCAAAUACCGAGAUCUGAACUGGUUUUAUUACUUACAUACUUUCAUACAGCUACACAUGUGGCAAAGCUACCCUGCGGAAUGCCACACAACAUCGUAUGUUUUUCUGAGAGGGGGACCUCCUCUGUUUUGACUGGUUCUUUUCUUCUUUUUUUUUUUUUUAAUUGUGGAUGGACUUCAUGCUUAGCAUCAGCCUGUUCCAUUUGGAUCUCGCUUAUAACCCAACGCAUCACCCCAAGUACAUCCAUAGGAUGUCAAUCUCUGGGAUUUACAACUGUUGAACCUACCAAUGGAAACUUACGAAACUAUCGCAAUACUCAUCCUGGAGGGAUCCUUUGCACUGAUGCUUCGACACACACACACACAAAAUUGUACAUGCACACACCCUCUCCCUCUCUGCAUGCAGUGCCACACCUACAAGGCGCAAAGGUCAGGGAACAUCGUCUCAUGCUGAAUGAUCUUCUUCACACACACUGUUCAACCUUUGGCACUGUCUUAGUAGCUAUGCUGGAUGACUUUCUUCUCUAAGGACACAUGCACAAACAUCCAAUUUUUUCUAGUUAGUACUUUCUCCCUCACUGGAUUUCAUACUGUUUUUAUAGGCUCCUCCUUCCUUACUCACACUGCACGGAUCUUAAACUGUGAUGGCACCAGCUCCUUCAGUGCUCUGCUUUCUGUUCUGUCUGUUCAUCUCUACUAACUAACACUGUCGAGGCUGAUGUGAGCCGAGGACAAGGAGGCAUUCUUUCUGUCAGCCAGUGUUAGCGAGCCAGAAUAUGCCUGCAGGUGUUUUUGUUUUGUUUUGUUUUUUUGUAAAAGUAGGCUGUGACCCAACAGUCACCACACAAGGAAAUACAGAUGACGGAAAUAUGUUUUAGUCUCAUGAUUAACUGAGUCAUAGCUUAUGACACAAAGAAAAACAUUGGGGACUGAUAUUAAAGUCUUUCACCCUUCUUUUCCUGCUAAUAUAGCAUUGUACAAGUUCAUAAUAGGAGCCACCACCACAGCAGUGGGUGAAUCUGAAUGUAGCUUGACAUCAUUGUAGAUCAUUGGUCAGCAUAUAUUUUCCUCUGUUGGCCUGUUUUCCUCUUUGUCCCUCUUAUGUGGGGGCAAGACAAAUGGUGGAGUUUGCUGCUUGCUAAGUCCCCCGUGCUCUGAAAAGCAAAGACAGACUACUGCACAGUGUUGCAGCCUCGCAAAGCACCACUUGUUUUAAGAAUGAGGGGGUGUAAUGCAGUCUUAAAAGGCCUUUGUCAGUGAUUCAGCGAGACAAGUUACAGGGAGCAGAGUGUUCACCCUGCCCUUCAGUUAACGAGAGACUUUUAUUUAUUUAUUUUUAUAGGAAAAAGACAUUUGAGAUGAUGCAAGUUCUCUCUAAUCCUGACCAUAAUGUUACCAAUGGGGUCAUUCUAGUUCAUGAUAGCUUUCCAUCUCAUUUAGGAUUGUGACGAUUGAUCCACAACACUGCUCCGGGUUCAGAUGUCUUUUCAGGCUCCUCACGGUGCAGCGCAGGACAGGCCAUGGGGUAACCUGAUCCGAGGUCUGUUCUGCAGUAAGUGUGUUUCUCACCCAAUUAAAAAGGGCAGGAUAAAGGUCAUCUGGGGAGCAGAGGAUGAUCAUGUCCUUUUAUGUUUUCUCUGCCUACACUGUGCUCUUCACUCUUUUGAUUUAUCAUGCAAUCACCCUCAUUCCCCAUGCCUUUGAGUGCCGACUGACUAAAGAGUGAUUGGAUGGAAACAGGCGGUGGCAUAAAGUGACUUUUUGGGUGAUUCCGAAGAGUCCAUGAUUUCCCUCCAUGAAUGUCACCAACCAAAUGGAAUUAAUGUGAAGACUAAGAGAAGGGAACUUUGAACUGGAAAAGGAAAGAUCUUUAUGCCUCAUAUGUUUGUUUAGAUAUUCCUUGGUUGAUCUACCACCUGCUACAGUUUGGUGUGAAAAUAGAAAGGUUGUACCUCCACUUCUCAGUUAAAAACUUUAAGUUGAACAUUUUGGUACCUCGAUCCAUCCAUCCAUAAGCAAAGUAAUGAUAACACUGAGGCCACCAUAUUGCCACUUUGCUCACUUCCUUGUAUUUCCUUUCCAGACUGAUGCCAUUGACCCUCUUUUCUUUCUGAUUACAAAUCUGGGCCUUUUUUGUGACCAUUCUCUGCGAUGAAAAGCACAUUAUGUUUUCCUUCUUUUUGUUACUGUCUGUUUGUUCACAGUGUGAAAUCUUUCCACUUUUCAUAUUUAAUGAAUAAAACUGUG